AUGUUCCUCAGACCCUGGCCUUUUUCUCGCCUUCUUUCCUGGUUUGCCAUAUCCAGCAGACUGUCAGGACAGCAUGGCCUCGCUUCUUUCAAGUUCCUGAGGUGCUUGUGCCUCCUAGCCCUAUUGCCUCUCAUAUGGUGGGCGCAAGCACUCCCCUACAAGAUAGGGGUUGUAGGCCCCUGGACAUGUGAUCCAUUCUUCUCAAAGGCCCUGCCUGAGGUUGCUGCUGCUUUAGCAAUCGAACGAAUUAGCUGGGACGUGUCGUUUGACAGGAGUUACUCCUUUGAAUAUGUGAUUCUUAAUGAAGACUGCCAGACUUCAAAGGCCCUCUCCAGUUUCAUUUCCCACCAGCAGAUGGCCUCAGGAUUUGUUGGACCUGCCAACCCUGGCUACUGCGAGGCAGCCUCACUCCUGGGAAACAGCUGGGACAAGGGGAUUUUCUCUUGGGCUUGUGUGAAUCAUGAAUUAGAUAACAACCGUAGCUACCCGACCUUUUCUCGGACACUCCCUUCUCCUAUCCGGGUGCUUGUAACUGUAAUGAAGUAUUUCCAGUGGGCUCAUGCUGGGGUCAUUUCCUCAGAUGAAGACAUUUGGCUGCAUACAGCCAGUCGAGUUUCAAGUGCUCUUCAGAGCCACGGCCUGCCUGUCGGGGUCGUCCUGACCACAGGACAAGACAGCCAAAGCAUUCAGAAAGCUCUCCAGCAGAUUCGCCAGGCAGACAGAAUUCGCAUAAUCAUCAUGUGUAUGCAUUCAGCCUUGAUUGGGGGAGAGACUCAGAUACACUUCUUGGAAUUGGCUCAUGAUCUGAAAAUGACAGAUGGGACUUAUGUCUUUGUCCCUUAUGAUGUGCUGCUCUACAGUUUACCUUAUAAGCACACCCCCUACCAGGUCCUGAAGAACAAUCAAAAGCUCCGGGAAGCCUAUGAUGCUGUGUUGACUAUUACAGUGGAGUCCCAUGAAAAGACCUUCUAUGAAGCCUACACAGAAGCAGCAGCCAGUGGAGAAAUACCUAAGACGCUUGACUCACACCAAGUUUCACCGUUGUUUGGAACCAUCUACAAUUCAAUUUACCUUAUCGCACAAGCCAUGAAUAAUGCUAUGAAAGAAAAUGGAUGGGCUAGUGCUGCUAGCCUCGUUCGGCAUUCCAGAAACAUGCAGUUCUAUGGAUUCAACCAGGUGAUAAGGACAGAUUCAAAUGGAAAUGGAAUUUCUGAAUAUGUAAUCUUGGACACCAAUGGGAAAGAAUGGGAACUCCGUGGCACCUACACUGUGGACAUGGAAACUGAAUUACUACGGUUCAGAGGGAUCCCUAUUCACUUUCCUGGUGGCAGACGCACUAGCGCAGAUGCAAAAUGCUGGUUUGCAGAAGGGAAGAUAUGCCAAGGAGGUAUCGACCCUUCCUUAGUCAUGAUGGUCUUCUUUGCUUUGCUUAUAGCCUUGCUGUCUAUCAAUGGAUUUGCUUAUUUUAUAAGGCGACGUAUAAAUAAAAUACAGUUGAUUAAAGGGCCCAACAGAAUUCUACUGACUUUGGAAGAUGUGACAUUUGUUAAUCCCCACUUUGGCAGUAAGAGAGGCAGCUAUGCCAGUGUAAGCUUCCAGAUCAUCUCAGAAGUUCAAAGUGGGAGGUCCCCAAGGCUGUCGUUUUCUUCAGGCUGUCUAACUCCAGCUACUUAUGAAAAUUCCAACAUAGCAAUAUAUGAGGGUGACUGGGUGUGGCUGAAAAAGUUCCCAUCUGGAGAUUUUGGAGACAUUAAGUCCAUCAAAUCGAUUGCCAGUGAUGUGUUUGAAAUGAUGAAAGACCUGCGGCAUGAGAAUGUCAACCCUUUGUUGGGCUUCUUCUUUGAUUCAGGGAUGUUUGCCAUUGUGUCAGAAUUUUGUUCGCGAAGGAGCCUAGAAGACAUACUGACAAAUGAUGAUAUAAAACUCGAUUGGAUGUUCAAAUCAUCACUGCUGCUGGACCUCAUUAAGGGAAUGAAAUAUUUACACCACAGAAAAUUUAUUCAUGGGAGGCUGAAGUCUCGGAACUGUGUGGUAGAUGGGCGUUUUGUGCUAAAAGUGACAGAUUAUGGCUUUAAUGACAUUUUAAAAAUGCUGAGACUCUCUGAAGAUGAACCUUCUGAAGAAGAGCUGCUGUGGACGGCCCCUGAACUGUUAAGAGCCCCUGGGGGCAUCAGGUUAGGUUCAUUUGCAGGAGAUGUCUAUAGCUUUGCCAUCAUAAUGCAAGAAGUAAUUGUCCGGGGUGCUCCUUUCUGCAUGAUGGAUUUGCCUGCCAAAGAAAUCAUAGACAGACUUAGAAAGCCUCCCCCUGUAUACAGACCAGUGGUUGCACCUGAGUAUGCCCCUGCAGAAUGCCUCCAGAUGAUGAAGCACUGCUGGGCUGAGGCUGCAGAACAACGACCAACUUUUGAUGAAAUAUUUAACCAGUUUAAAACUUUCAACAAAGGGAAAAAGACUAAUAUUAUUGAUUCUAUGCUUCGGAUGUUGGAGCAGUAUUCUAGCAAUUUGGAAGAUUUGAUCCGGGAACGGACGGAAGAACUGGAAAUUGAAAAACAGAAAACGGAAAAGCUUCUAACACAGAUGCUACCACCAUCAGUUGCUGAAUCCCUCAAAAAGGGCUGCACAGUUGAACCUGAAGGAUUUGACUUGGUUACCUUGUACUUCAGUGACAUUGUGGGGUUCACCACUAUCUCAGCCAUGAGUGAACCCAUUGAAGUGGUGGAUCUUCUGAAUGACCUCUAUACACUCUUUGAUGCCAUCAUUGGUAGUCAUGAUGUCUAUAAGGUAGAGACCAUUGGAGAUGCCUACAUGGUGGCCUCAGGUCUCCCAAAGAGGAAUGGCAGUAGGCAUGCUGCUGAGAUUGCCAACAUGUCCCUAGAUAUCCUGAGCUCUGUGGGAACCUUUAAGAUGCGACACAUGCCAGAGGUGCCAGUCCGAAUUCGGAUAGGCCUACACUCAGGGCCUGUUGUUGCUGGAGUGGUGGGCCUCACCAUGCCCAGAUACUGCUUGUUUGGAGACACUGUGAACACAGCUUCUCGAAUGGAAUCAACAGGGCUACCAUACCGAAUUCAUGUCAAUCUCAGCACAGUAACAAUUCUCAGAACUCUGAGUGAAGGCUAUGAAGUAGAGCUUCGUGGAAGAACAGAGCUCAAGGGCAAAGGCACAGAGGAGACUUUCUGGCUUAUUGGAAAGAAAGGUUUCACCAAACCUCUUCCUGUACCCCCACCAGUGGGCAAAGAUGGGCAAGUCGGCCAUGGCUUGCAACCAGCAGAGAUUGCAGCAUUCCAAAGAAGAAAAACAGAAAGGAAGGCAGCUGGUGCAAAUUAA
Messenger RNA from Meriones unguiculatus (Mongolian gerbil), 3324 nucleotides. RefSeq names its product guanylate cyclase 2F, retinal (gene Gucy2f). The coding region runs from base 1 to 3324 and encodes 1107 amino acids. The transcript is spliced from 18 exons. The record is from RefSeq and is a predicted model, not a curated record. Gene Ontology annotation, biological process: receptor guanylyl cyclase signaling pathway; cGMP biosynthetic process; intracellular signal transduction. Lineage: Eukaryota; Metazoa; Chordata; Mammalia; Rodentia; Muridae. Gene Ontology annotation, molecular function: ATP binding; peptide receptor activity; protein kinase activity.